Molecule: messenger RNA, 3359 nt
Organism: Phycodurus eques (leafy seadragon)
Lineage: Eukaryota; Metazoa; Chordata; Actinopteri; Syngnathiformes; Syngnathidae
Gene: apln
Product: apelin
Exons: 3
Coding region: 402-635 (77 amino acids)
Biological process (GO): signal transduction
Molecular function (GO): apelin receptor binding; hormone activity
Source: RefSeq, a predicted model, not a curated record
GGACCUCCAGAGAGAGACGCUCACAGACAGUUCCAGUGAACUCGGCUGCUCAUUUCCUGACACACAUCUCCGUGGGGGAGCUCGGAUAGAGACGUGCCUCCGGUCUUUGGACUGGUGCUGUCACAUACGCACGGAUACACAAAUACGCAUUUAGACAACACUCAUUUCUUACACACACAGAGAGAGAGAGAGAGAGAGAGAAGAGAAGAGAGAGAGAGAGAGAGAGAGAGAGCGCAGAGCAAACAGUCUCUUCGGUUCUCCCUCACUUGCACUCUCUCUCGCCUCCCUCCCAUCCACACACACACACACACACAUACACAUACACACACACACACACACACACACACAGCACGCCAGUAUAUCAGCGAGCGACUAGCGGCGAGCCAGAGGGGAGUGCAGAAAUGAAUGUGAAGAUUCUGACGCUGGUGAUUGUGCUCCUGGUGUCUCUGCUGUGUUCUGCCAGUGCUGGUCCGAUGGCCUCCACGGAACAUGGCAGAGAGCUGGAGGAAGCAGCUCCAGUGAGAAAGCUGGUCCAGCAAAGCCCCUCGAGGGGCGGUCAGAGCCACAGACCAGCCGGCUGGAAGAGGAGACGCCCACGGCCCCGUCUUUCCCACAAGGGGCCAAUGCCGUUCUAGAGCAAGGCACUGCUUUAAGCGCCCUCCCCCAGGUUCUGAUUUCUAUGCUCUUCCUUUGCCUUGGGGGGCCUUGCUGCGAAGGGCCUAUGCUUGCCCAGCCUGAAGAAUGAUGUCCAUAGCACCUGCUGGUUCUUCAAGCAACUCUCUCCACAAGAAAAAAAACAAAAACAAAACAAAAGAAAAAAUCAGGACAAGCCGCUCAACCCUCAGCUCUACGGAGGAACGGGGGAGGGCCGUGAUGGGUGGUGGGGGAGUUACUGAGCCCCGAGCUAUACGAUUCAAUUCCUCUGUCACCUUCAACGACUUGAUCUAGCUCUGUCUUCUCCCAAAUGUUGUUUUUCUUCUCCUAUCAUUUGCUUUUUUAGACACAAUCACAGCGGUCUCCUUGAGAGUCUCACACACGUUGCAUGACAUGCGGCCAACAGGGAGCCCGGUUCAAACUCUCUCGCUUACAGAAUCUUAGAGCAUCUGGCACUUCUCUAUGGUGUGGUUUCCUCAUCAAUGAGAGUUAAGGUUACAGCGGCCCACGAUGUCGCUGUGUAGCAGCUUAAUGGCCGCGCUAAUGGCAGAGGGUGCUGAUGAAACAACGGUUAAUUAGUCAAGGAUUAUUAUCAUUUGAUAGCUUGGAUGUCGACUGCUUAAAGGAGUCAACAGUUUCAUACUCAAUGAGAAAGGCAGGAGUGUUGCAUCUGACUGUGCUUUGCAUCUUCCAAUGACAUCCACAUGCACCAUCAAUUUCAACUGAAACAAGAGCACACAUAUUGUCUAAAUAAUUGAUAUAAGCGACAGAACUUCGACAAUACUUAGGAGAUUCUGUAAUAUGAAGCUAGUUUGCCGCUGGGAAACUGCGCUCCAAGUCUUAGUAUCGGCAUGUUUCAGCUCGGAUGAGCCUUAAACCCAAAAUCCCUUUCCCGGUCCAUACCUAAAAAAAAAAAAAAAAAAAGUCUACCACCUUCUUGCCACACGACUGUUAACUGGCGGCGGCGGUCUGCGCCACUGACAGGCCCGCCUUGCCUUUUAAUGAAGUGCCAAAUAAUGAAGCCGCUCCACAAAUGCUGCCGGGAAGGGAAGAAGUUACCUCUAUUUUCAAGUCAUGAAACACUGACACGCAUUUGAAGUAAGGGGUGAAUCAAUGUUGGCCCCGAUGAGUUCAAUUAGACUAAAGAAAAUGACAACGCCACCACGACCCUGGCCGAACACUCCCAGUUUGGAUCAGCCGAAUUGUAAACCUUCAAAGAGGUCAUCCAUCCUGGAUGCCUGGAUUUGUUCCCCCUGCAAUAUUCAAUGAGAAAGUGUCAAAAAUGUGAAAUCUCGCAGGAUCCACGCCCACUUUUACCAGGUUAUUCCUUGGCUCAUGAUUAGUCCAUCACUAAUGCUCCUACUGUCUAAUCCUACAGCUGCUUUAAACCUUUGACCAAACGAUAUACUGUAUGCCUUUCCAUCAUACUGGAAUAGAUCACUGUUUAUCUAUUAUCUGUGUUUAAGUCUUUAUUUUUCUCAGGGUGCUAGCAUAGAGGCUUGUACUAAAGCAGUCUAUCAUAUAAAACAAUCAGAGUUUGGAACAUUUAAAGCUUAUAUCAACAUAUUUUCAUAAACAGCAUUACUCUCAGUGCGUGUAGUACAAUAUAACCGUUUCCACGUCGCGGCGCUUUCCAGUUGUGAUCUUUUGCCUACUUCGAGUCGGGUACAGUUGCCUUGCCAGUCGGCCAGCUCUUCCAUGGCACAGGUGGUCCAGGCUUUGAUCCUAACCCUCGUUAAACCUCGGAGUUAAUCUUUCUCAGAUGGAUCUCCCCGCGGCUGACCGGGGCCACGUAGUCUGAGCUCGUUGGUUAAAUUGGCUUUGACUGGAACCCCGGCCUCCCCCUCCAUCCCCUCGACGCCCUCCGUCACUCCAUCGCCGGGCCGGUUCAGUGUGCAACCGUGUCAAACACCAAAACGUUUCGUCAUUUGUUAGGCUCGAGGACCAAAGCGCAAGAUCCGAUCUAGGAUACGUUUUGAUCUUAAACCCGGGGCCCCCCCCCCCCACUGUUUCUCUCUCUGUCGCCGUGUCUCAUGCAAAUAUGUUGAAUCAAAUGUACAGGCUUGCAAGCCUUUAUUAUGAGAGAAUUUAAAAAAAAUAAAAAUAAAAAAAAUCACAGUGGUAGUCGACACUGCCAAGAUUAUAGCUUGAUUAAAAAUGUAUUAAAUCCUUGGGCACCGUGAAGUGCAAUUCCAGUUGCACCAUUAUUAUUUUUUUUUUAAAUCCUCUCAGACAGAGAUGUAGAUUUCAUUAAAAGUGCUCGGGUGCGAGGAGGAUAGCUGAGGGACGGAAGUUCCGAUGCCAGAAGUCGAUUGGGUCACGAUGAGGCGUUCAAAUCGAUAUUCUCCGGCCCGCCCCCAUCUGGGAAGUUAUUGUAAACGGAACCAAACGUCUGUACCCGCACUGUUCUUCAUGAAUGUAUCCUCGCCGUCGGCAUCGGCCGCGCUGCCCUUCAAGAGACCAGAGCAAACCGACGUCAGCCCCAUUUGGAAUCUUGCUUAACUGAAUCCAAAAUUCCAAGCCAAAUAUCCCGCUGAUCCAAAGUGUCCGGUUUGAAGUCGUCUCAACAAAUACACGUGGCUUUGCUCCAAGGCCUCUCUGCAUGGGUUCGCCAGGCUGCACUUUUGCAAUUACAUUAUGCUGCUGGAAAAAUACACCCUGAAAUCAAGAGUCUCUUGGCUUGGAAUGUGUUUUUUUUUUUUUUU